GGAGGUUUCUGAGGCUUCUCUGGAUUUGCCGUGACGCGCGGUGUUGUUUCAUGUCUGGGAGCCCACUGAGGCAGUGAACAACCGAGCCGUUUACGGAAAGGGAGAAGCUGUCCGAGAAGAGCCGCCUGGAUUGAUAGACGAAAUGGAUGAAGAGGAGCAGUUUGUGAACAUUGAUCUGAAUGAUGACAAUAUCUGCAGUGUCUGCAAGUUAGAGACUGAAACGGGGACCCUAUCUUUCUGCCACGUCUGCUUUGAACUCAGCAUCGAGGGAGUCUCCUCUGCUUCCUUGUUACACUCCAAGUCGCUGCGUGGCCACAGAGACUGCUUUGAGAAAUGCCACCUGAUUGCCAACCAGAAGCUUUCCCAUUCCAAGGUCUCGCGAAGUGCCUAUGAGGGCAUGAAGCUGGCCCUCAGCCAGAAACUGAAUCGGAUCAUCCAGUUUGCCCAGAACAAAGACACUCUCUCCACCAACGGCUGCAGCAAGCGGGGGGCAAAGCUCCUUUGUUACAGCCAGCAGAGUGAGCGCAGCCUGCUGCCACAGUCUGAUGCUCAGGUGCCCCGCUAUACUCCCUGCUGGGACAGGGCCAAAGCAACAGGGCUGCCUGAAUACGCGAAGGGGAUGCUGGAGAGUCAAACAGCUGAGGAGGCGGAGCUUCUGCACGAUUCUCAGUCUGGUGGUUGGAGCAGGGAUGGAAGAAAGGAUCUGCACAGCUGGAAGCAGUCAUCAGGACAGAUGCAGCACAGAAACCAGGGGCACAACAGAGAUGAAUUGAUUAAAAUGAGUGUGGAUGAGCUCCAUCAGCUGAACGGCCAACUGUUGAAGCAGAUUGAAAAGGUCUUUGAGGAGCUGACGGCUGCAGUGCAGGAGAAGGAUGCCUUGGCGUCAGAGCUGCACGUGCGUCACAUUGCCAUCGAGCAGCUCUUUAAGAACUGUGCCAAACUGCCCUGGCUUCACAUCAGCAGGGCUGGUGUGAAGGCCAGCACCAGUGGUUCCACCGUGGAAUGAAGUGCUGGAAGAUGGCAGCAGGUCAAAAGGUGGAGUUUCUGCUACUGCUGAGAAAGUGGAGUGCUUCAGCUUGGAGGAGUGUGCAAGGCUGAAAGCAUCUGGAUUCUGCUGGACUUUUACACUACGGUGCCAUUGGGCUACCAGUUCUGCAUUCGCACAGUGAUCAUGGGCUCGGUUAUUUACUGGUUGCAGUGAUCAUGCCAGGAUUAUUAGUAGUUGGCAGAUGAAUUGCUGCUCCUGUUGUAGCUUGAAUUCCAACCUGCACAGAUAUACCUGGACUGGAUCAGCAUCGGUGUUUUAAUGAGCUGCAGGUUCUUAAGGACAAACAUUUUAGAGGCAAAACGGCAUGUUUGAAUUGACUUCAAUAUUUGCUGGUGUUUUUCUUUUAUUGUGAAUUUUAUUUUGUAUGCUCUUAAAUAAUUCAGUUUUUACUGUUCAGUUUCAGUUUGUUCAAUACAUUUUUACCUUCCCAGAAUAAGGUAGCUAUAACUACAUUCAUCUUUUAUUAUUUCUCAACUCUCCGUCACGUCAUCAGAUUGUUUUCAGUUAAAGUCAUAAUCAGUAUUUUAGGCAUUGUGAAAUGCUUAAACUUCCCAUAUUCAAGCUUUUUCCUGGCUGCACAGUAAUUGCUUGAAAUGGUUUUAAAUGAGCCUCCAGCUUGUCCUGAAACCGCUGUGUUUGGACUCGAUCUCACCCGUUGCCAAGUCGUACCUGCAGUUGGUACCUACGCGUUCCCUCAUCCCUUCCAUUUUGUAAACAAACCAUCGCAUAUCAUUUCAUUUUUCUUUGCAAAUAAGCAUUUUCAUGAAAUACGGAGAUAAAUGGUCAUAAAAUAUUUUAAUAGUUGUUAUUUUUCUGAAAGCUUUAUAUGACAUCAUAUUUCCAUUUAUCUUGAUUCUGGACCCUGUUUCAGCUGACUAUUUUGGUCCUCGGUCAAGGCUAAAAAACUAACCUCUGACCUCCAAUUGAGAAAUAUUGUUUAUUUGAGUUAUAAACCCAUAUUUCCUCACAGUGCACAAUGAGUAAGUUAUAGAAAAAUCACUUCAGACAACUGGUUGUUAAGUAGGCGUGAAAUGUCCCGCUAGGAUUGUUUUUUUUUUUUUUUUUUCUUUUGCAAGGUUUCUAAUUAUGUUGAGAAUAUCCAGAAACGUUGAACCUCUGUUAACCAAACAACUUGUGGAAUCGUCACUCCUUACUGUGUCUUUGUAGAACCUCUUAUUUCUGCUGGGAUUUCCUUUAAAUUUAAUACAGAGCCUGAUCUCUGUUGUUUAGCUAUCAAGCACAAGUACUUCGGCCGGUUUUACACUUAAUGAGCCCUGUCAGAACAAGAAAACACGAACUAAGGAAAAGGAAAUCUAAUUGCAAUACCAAAGUCUGUUCUGCAUUUCAUAUCUAUGAACUACAAGCAUGUGACAUGAGCAGAUGAUGAUGUAAUACCAAACAGACUUUAAAAUCCAUGUUGCUUCUACUUAGGUGAAGCUGUGGCAGAAGUUGUUUUCAGAACUUGCAGAACAUUACUGAUUUAUUCUCUUUAUUUGAUCAUUGUUGAUAACUCGUCCUCUCUGCUGUUUAAAUGUGUCGGAGCAAUACAAACAGGGCGCUUUGGUCUUCAGUGCCUAUGGAUUUCCCUAACUUCUGGACAAAGGAAGAAAAAGAUCUAUGAACCCUAUGCAAGAUACAGACUUAAACAUCAAUAGGCCUUAUUGAGAAAAAAUAUCGGUUUGACUUUUCCUCAGUGGUAGUCACUGAUUUAAGAGUUUUUCUAAGAUUGUGUUGGUAAAGACAAACUUAGAAGUGGUUUGAUGUUUAGAAAAACUCAGUGUUAUCUGUGUAUUUUGCUCUCUUUGUAAGAGAUUAGAUGUUUUUGACCCUUUUUAGGGUCUAAAGAAAUAUUUAUCGCUCAGUUUUAAACUUUUUUUCAUGGUUUCAAUUAGACAAAUAUAUGAAGUUUGCUUGAGUGUGUUUUUGAUUGUUUUUUACAGUAGAAUUUUAGUCAUGAAAUCUUCAGUUAUACAUUUGUUUUUUCUCAAUAUGGAUGCUGUGUUUUUGUAUGCUGUUAAAACAUGUCUCCUCGCUCAGUGGGAGAACCAGUUUUUUUUUGGAUCUGUCUGAUUUUAUUGUGGUUCCACUAUCUCCUACUGAAAAUGUAACUAUAUCUGUUCCACUUCCACAUUAGUUGUAGCCUGACUGUUCAUUUCUUUACAUUUUGUUCAUGGCUGAAUUUGUCUUUGAUGUUUUACAGUAUAUUUAUUGUGUGUGGAAAUAAUUUGUCAUUUGAAUUGUGCUUGACUAAUUUUUUUCAACAAAAUAAAAAUACAGAUAUUUUACAUAAUCUGAUA
Molecule: messenger RNA, 3345 nt
Organism: Girardinichthys multiradiatus
Lineage: Eukaryota; Metazoa; Chordata; Actinopteri; Cyprinodontiformes; Goodeidae
Gene: c11h21orf91
Product: chromosome 11 C21orf91 homolog
Exons: 5
Coding region: 143-1006 (287 amino acids)
Source: RefSeq, a predicted model, not a curated record